GAAGUUUGUUUACAUCGCAUCGCAGAGCCAUGUGUUUUCUGACAUCUUGUGAUAAUUCAGAUAAUUGCCUCUUUUUCAUUGUAAUUCGCCACGGUUUUUUGUUUUAAUCUCUUUUAUCAUUUGCUCCUAGAGUAAGUUACAUCUAAUUCUCUCACUUUUGCUAGUAUGUAAUCAACUUGGACCCAGGAGGCCGACAGUGGUCAGUGCAGUGUCACCAGAGUAUCGCCAUAAUGUACGGAGCACCGAACAGUCUUCAUGGGAACCUACGGAGCGUUUACUCCGAUGAGGCCUUCUUUGGCAUUUACUCAUCUGAAGAAGUGAAGAAUAUGAGUGUGGUAAAGAUAGUGACGACGAAUUCUUUCAAUGUCCUCGGCCAUCCCCUACCCGGAGGACUCUACGACCCCAGAUUAGGGCCAUGUGAUAGAAUGUUGUCAUGCACCACCUGUGGCUGGAUGGCCAUGAAAUGCCCUGGUCACACUGGUCAUAUAGAGCUACCAUUUGAGGUAAUCAAUCCACUGUUUCACAAACGAAUCUUUGAAAUUAUAUCAAUCUCUUGCCUUCAAUGUCACCAUGUCUUAUUGCCGCCAAAAGCUAAGUCAUUACUCCAAUGCCAGCUGAGGCUCUUGGAUGCUGGAUUUAUUGUCGAAGCAGCCAACGUUGAGAGUCAUAUAAUUGGAAAUGACAAUUCUUGUAGUGACAAUGAAUCACCGGAGGUAUUUUUUAACUUCUUAACCAGUAAGCUUGAUCAAUACAUUGAAAGCUUAAAGCAAUCACAGGAUAAAAGUGACUGUAAGGCAAGGCUAAACCAGUCUUUUAAGUCAUAUGACCAGGAAAGAUCUAGCUUUUUCAAAUUAGCUUUUGAUCAAGUGAAAAAGAACAGAGUAUGCCCUCUCUGCAAAUAUGACACUCCUAUUCUAACAUUUUCUGGGAACAAAAUUUUGUCUGCCCCGCGAAAAAGGAAAACUAUCGAAGGAACUGACCUGAAUAAGUCAACUGAUGGCACUAGCAAGUCAUUUGAAAGAGUUAGAAGUGGGCAAGUGUUUCUAAGUCCGACUGAACUGAAAGACCAUCUCAAAAGCAUCUGGACUAACGACAAAACAUUUAUUGAAGAGCUAAUUCCUGUCCUAAAGCGGAGCCCUUGCUCAGUUCCAACGGACAUAAUUUUCCUAGAUGCCAUUCUUGUGACUCCCUCAGCAAUGAGACCUUUUAAUAUAGUUCGAAAUUCCCCAGUUGAACAUCCAAACAAUACUGUGUAUAAGUCCAUCCUUGCCAAUUGUUUUUUGCUGAAGAGUAUUCUUUUCUUAGCUAAUCCAAAAGAUGAUGAAACUAUACCGGAAGAAAUUAUAUCCAUCACCAAUCGGGCCCGUGGUCUGACUGUUGAGGAGAAGCUGCAGACAGCAUGGCAUGAGUUGCAGUCUAAUGUCGACAUUCUCUUACUGGGAAAGGUAAGCUCUGGAAACCAUGUAAUCCCUGGCUUAAAGCAGGUCAUCGAAAAGAAAGAAGGUAUAAUCAGAAUGAAUAUGAUGGGAAAGCGUGUCAAUUUUGCAGCACGAUCUGUUAUCACUCCGGAUCCAAAUAUAGACAUCAAUGAAAUUGGAUUUCCAGAACCGUUCGCUAAGGUUUUAACUUAUCCUGUCCCUGUAACACCGUGGAAUGUUGUUGAGUUGAGGGAACUAGUCAAAAAUGGCCCUAUGAUUUACCCAGGAGCUGUUGCGAUUGUCAAUGAAAAUGGAACAGUACAUCGCAUCAGUGAUAGUAAACCUGUUGAAAGAGAAAGUCUUGCCAAACGCCUGCUAACCCCCGAAGAAACGGCUAAAGGUGGGAAAGUUGUUUUACGUCACCUUAUGAAUGGUGACAUUCUUCUAGCCAAUCGUCAACCCACCUUACACAAACCUAGUAUUAUGGCUCACAAGGCAAGGAUUCUGAAAGGGGAGAAAACAUUGCGGUUACACUACGCUAAUUGCAAAGCGUAUAAUGCAGACUUUGAUGGUGAUGAAAUGAAUACCCAUUUUGCACAAAAUGAAGUUGCGAGGAGUGAAGCUUACAGCAUAGUAAACUCAACCAAACAAUAUCUAGUACCAAAAGAUGGUACUCCUCUAAGUGGACUCAUUCAAGAUCAUGUCAUCGGUGCUGUACAUUUGACAACAAGAGGAUCCUUCUUUGACAGAGUAACCUACAUGCACUUAGUUUAUCAAGCACUGUCAUUCAUCCGAGAGCCCAUCAAAGUGCUCCCACCGUGCAUGAUCAAACCAAAAGCUCUCUGGUCAGGGAAGCAGGUAGUUUCAACAGUAAUCAUUAACUUGACACCUAGGGGUAAAGUCCCUCUCAACCUGAAUUCCUCAUCAAAGAUACCAGUCAAAGCCUGGGCCUACUCAAAAUUGGCCCACCUGCUGAAAAACCCAAAGACGAUGAGUGAGUCUGAGGUCAUCAUUCGGAAUGGACAGUUACUAUCUGGAGUUAUUGAUAAAACUCACUGUGGAGCAACGUCUUAUGGCUUAGUUCAUAGCUUUUACGAAUUAUAUGGUGGUGAGGCUUCAAGCCGGUUGCUAAGCUCUUUCUCCAAGCUUUUCACAUGCGUUCUACAGCUUGAAGGCUUUACACUUGAUGUCAAAGAUAUUUUGGUGAAGCCUAAAGCAGAUGAAGAACGGUCAAAAAUAAUUGAAGAAGUCAGGAGUAUAGGAUCUCUAGUAGCUGCUUGCGCAAUGAAUCUCCCACCAGACACCGAUCCAGAAGCAAUCUCCAAAGAAUUAGAAAUAUCGCACCAACAAAUUCCAAACUUUCGAGCAAUUGUGGAUAGGGAAUACAAGUCAGCACUAGAUGCACUCACCAACUCCAUCAACUCAACGUGUUUGCCUCGGGGCCUUUUAGAGGAAUUUCCAAGAAAUAACUUACAACUCAUGGUACAAUCAGGAGCGAAAGGCUCCACCGUCAACACUAUGCAAAUUUCCUGUCUCCUUGGCCAAAUCGAAUUGGAAGGAAAACGCCCGCCUCUAAUGACAUCGGGACGUUCUUUGCCCAGCUUCAAGCCGUAUGAUACAUCACCAAGGGCCGGUGGUUUUAUUGAUGGAAGAUUCAUGACAGGCAUCCAGCCGCAAGAGUUUUUUUUCCAUUGCAUGGCUGGUCGUGAAGGUUUAAUUGAUACUGCUGUUAAGACCAGUCGUAGUGGUUAUCUCCAGCGAUGUCUUAUCAAGCAUCUGGAAGGAUUGGUCGUAAAUUAUGAUAUGACCGUCCGCGAUAGCGAUGGUAGCGUUAUUCAGUUUUUGUAUGGUGAAGAUGGGCUGGAUGUAUGCAAGUCUCAGUAUUUCAAACCGAAUUUAUUACAGUUUUUAGAGAAAAAUGUGGAAUCAGUUGUCGAUAAAGCAUGCAUCAGACAAUUCAAGAAACAGGCGGAAGUAGACCAAGUUAUUGCUUACAUGGAUAAAGUAAAAUUAUGGAGGAGAAGGAAUCGUGCCAUGCGGUCCAAAAAACAACGCUCAUUUGUGAGAUUUUCCGCAGACAUGAAGAACAGCCUCAGAAACAAUGCUCCUGGGCAAAUCAAUCCAGCAUAUGGGAGAUCAUAUCUUGACUUGCUGCUGUGUAAAAAAUGGGAAGAGUCGGACAGAAGAACUAAAGAAAGAUAUCAAGAUUCAAACUUAGUCUGUCCAGACCCUGCUCUUUCAAGAUAUGCACCUGGAAGCUACUUUGGAUCCAUAUCAGAGAAACUUGACGAAGUCGUAGAAAAUUAUAUCGAAAAUAGCUUGGGACUGUCCAAAGGUAGGCAGAAAAUAGUCAGAGAUAUGGUCAAUUACAAAGCCCUGGUUUCCAUUUGUCCGCCUGGAGAGCCUGUGGGAAUCCUUGCUGCUCAGUCAAUAGGAGAGCCGUCCACACAGAUGACCCUGAACACAUUUCACUUUGCUGGUCGAGGAGAAAUGAAUGUCACUCUAGGAGUUCCGCGUCUAAGGGAAAUUCUCACUGUUGCAACCAAGAAACUCAAAACUCCAUGCGUAGACGUACCUUUUUUGCCUUGCGAUACUCCCAAAAAGUUGGAGAAGCGCGCAGAAAAACUAAAGAAAAACAUGAUGAAGAUAACUUUAGAAGAUGUCUUGGAAUAUAUAAAUGUUUCAGAGAGGCUGGAUCUUGAACCGCACAGACAUCUUGUGUAUGAAUUGCACAUGCAGUUCUUACCUUGUCAAGCGUACAAAGACAAAACGAAUGUGAAACCAAACGAAAUCUUGAAACAUGUAGAGAAAUACUUUUUGCGAGAACUGCAAAUUAAUAUUAUGAAGGCUUCAAAAAUCAAAGCUGCUUUUACACACGAGAACUUCAGCAAAUCGAACAAAGCAACAGGCAAUGAAAAUGGAGAAGAAGAAGAAAAGGAUGAGGAAGGUGCCAAAGUGGUAGGAAAAAAGAAGCUAGACUUGGACUCUGAUAGCUCUGGAUCUGAAAAUGAGGGAGAUGAAGAAGAUGCAACGGUCUCUAAACGAAGGACACAGCAGCAGGAACAACAGUAUGACGAACCAGAAGAAGGAGAAAAAGAAGCUCCUGCAGAUGAAGAUGACAUUUUAGCUCCAGAGCAAGAUGAUAGUGCUGAAGUACAAGACCGAGAAUUCAAUGUUUGUGAACAGUAUCAAUUCGUCAGUGAAUACAAGUACGACACAGUUGACGGUCAGUGGUGUAAGGUUACAUUAUGGUUGCCGCUCAGUUGUCAACACAUGGACUUCUCUUCUAUGAUUAGGAAGAUUGCCUCCUCAUCUGUGAUCUAUGAGAUCCCAAAUAUUAAACGAGCAAUCACCUAUGAAAAUGAUGGGCGAACAUUUUUAAAGACUGAUGGAAUUAACCUAAGUGAAAUGUUUAGUUACUGUGAUACUUUAGACAUCAACAAAUUGUACUCAAAUGAUAUUCAUUGUGUAGCAGAAAAGUAUGGCAUUGAAGCAGCAGCUAGAGUCAUCGUAAAAGAAGUGCAAAAUGUGUUUCAGGUUUAUGGGAUUACGGUAGAUCCGCGACAUCUUCUGCUCGUAGCUGACUAUAUGACUUAUGAUGGCACUUAUUCCCCAAUGAAUAGGAAAGGCAUUGAGAAGAAUUCCUCUCCAAUCCAACAGAUGUCUUUUGAAUGCUCUCUCAACUUCUUAAAGAAUGCAGCUCUUCAAGGCAAAGCCGAUCUAUUACAAUCUCCGUCUAGUCGUAUUUUUGUAGGAAAACAUUGUAGGUUAGGAACUGGAAUGAUGGAUGUUCUAAUAAAAACUUAAAACUCAAAUUCGUAA
This is a messenger RNA of Bemisia tabaci, 5240 nucleotides long. Its product is annotated as DNA-directed RNA polymerase I subunit RPA1. Gene Ontology annotation, molecular function: DNA binding. Gene Ontology annotation, biological process: DNA-templated transcription. Gene Ontology annotation, cellular component: RNA polymerase I complex. The record is from RefSeq and is a predicted model, not a curated record. NCBI's taxonomy places the organism in Eukaryota, Metazoa, Arthropoda, Insecta, Hemiptera, Aleyrodidae.